Messenger RNA from Macrobrachium nipponense, 9019 nucleotides. RefSeq names its product myocardin-related transcription factor B-like (gene Mrtf). Gene Ontology annotation, biological process: positive regulation of transcription by RNA polymerase II. The transcript has 14 exons. Gene Ontology annotation, molecular function: transcription coactivator activity. Gene Ontology annotation, cellular component: nucleus. The record is from RefSeq and is a predicted model, not a curated record. Bases 365 to 4711 code for a protein of 1448 amino acids. NCBI's taxonomy places the organism in Eukaryota, Metazoa, Arthropoda, Malacostraca, Decapoda, Palaemonidae.
GGCGGAAGGGGUGGAGGAGGAGGGGGUCAGCAGUUGUAGUCUUGUUGAGGGAAGUGAUGUCGAUGAUGAUGAUGAUGAUGAUGAUGCUCGUGCUGGUGGUAUUCGUAGUUGUUUAAUAACAACAGCAACAACAACUCUUGCGAGACACAAACGAGGGGAGAAAGCAGUGUUGUAUUCGGUGCCUCAGGCAGAAUUGAGGAGAGAGUUGUGUCUGAAGACUCGAGUUCGUAAUUAAGUAAGGAAGUCAUUAGGGAAGAUGAUGGUUAUGAAGAGCCAGUUGAUGAUGACGGUCACGUUGCUGGGUAUUGUUGUUGCGGAGGCAUUGGUGGUGAUGACAUGAAGUUAUUGGUGGUGAGCGGCCAGGAUGCCGGUCAGCUGCACCAUGCUCGACACCCCGGACACGCCACUGCCACCACCGACCCCCCAAUUACAACAACAACCACAACAACAACCACAACAGCAGCCAUCAGGAAAUACCACACACUGCAGCAACUGCACAGAGUGUGGUACUAAGGUGGUGGUCGGGGGAACGGAAGCGGUGUACUGGGCUGUCCAGCUGGACGCCGACCUGCUGGACACCAUCGCCGCUAUCUACCCUCACUGGUUCAAGGAUUGCAAUUUGAACGACUUGAGUAAAAUGGCCGAAGGCAGUAGUAGCAGCAGCGGCGGGGGGUCUCAGCCCCCCUUUAUUCCUCUCUCUCCUCCUAAAUGUGAGGUGGAUGACUCUCCACUACAAGGAAAGAUGCUCAAUAAAAAUAAAGAAUCACUGAAGGUGAAGCUGAUGCUUCGACGACCACGGGAGGACCUCGUUAACCGUGGAGUUAUCCCACCUAUGAACACCCCAACUGCAUUUUACGAACAACGGCAGAAGUUAGACAUGGCCAAAAAACAUGACAUCCUCAAGCAGAAGAUGCAGCGCAGGCCAGAUCGAGAAGAACUGGUUCGCCAACACAUUUUGGAGGAUGCUCCAGGGAACAUUGAUCCAUCAUUGGUAGAAAAGCAAAAACAGCUGAAACGUGCGAGAAUAGCUGAUGCCAUUAGUGAUCACCUAUGUCAGCGGCCUGGCCCAUUGGAACUAGUUCGAGCGAAUAUCCUCCAUACUUCUGAAGAUCUCGAGAAAGCUGUCAAGGAGGGGCAGUUAAUGUUCAAAAGUACAAGCGAAGGGGAACCUCGAAAGCACCCCAGCUUAUAUGUACAAUAUGAAGAUGAAUCGAGUAGCGAAGGUGGCAUGUCCCCUGAUCAAAGUGAAGCAGGAAGUGCAUCUGGAGUCAGAGAACUACUUUCUCCCAGUCCUGUACUCUUGGAAGCCUCCUCCCUCACACCAGUAUCAGCCACAACAGCAGUUAUAGCUCCCCCUCCACCACCACCUCCUUUGGCACAAACAGUCCAUGCAACCAUUACCUCGGCUACAGAUUUAGCCGCUCCUUCACCGUCCUUAACAUCGACAACUUCAUCCCUCUCUCCUUUAUCCUCCUUGGCUUCCCCACAACACCCACUGUUACCAUCUCCUCAAGCCUCUGCCCUAACUCAGACACUCUUUGUUACCCGCACACCUCUUCCUCAUGCUCUCACCACGCCACCACAGCAGAAUUCAGCCCCUGGAAAAGAUCAGUCAAAGAGUCGCAAGAAAUCUAAAGGAAAAAGUCAGCCAAAAGCAAGAACAAUUAAGUUCCAUGAAUAUAAGGGUCCUCCCAGUGCUGUGAAGAGAGAGAGCAGUAGUAAUCCUGCUGAGACAUCGUAUGACAUUCUGCUUCAACAGCAGCAGCUCUUCUUACAGUGUCAACUAGAACUGAAACAAAAGUAUCCUCAAAUAAUCUUGCCAGCAGCAUUGAAACCUUCAAGCACUGACAGUUCUAGUAGCAGCAGUUUAUCAUCUGUCAAGAAAUUGGCACCAACACCCCCUCCUCUUCCAUCCUCAACUAUAACCACGGGGUUGACCUUAUCACAGGUUCUCCAAACUCCAAAUCACACACCAACCACCACGCCAACGCCUUCAUCGACUCCACCUGCACCUCCACCACCUCCUACACCACCAGAAACUAGUAUCAGAGUUCACACAAAAUUAGAAGAUAUGAAAGUUUCAGACUUGAAAGCAGAGUUGAAAAAGAGAAACUUACCUGUUUCUGGCUCAAAGCCCCAGUUGAUUGAAAGACUGAAGAAUCAUGCAUCUCUGAGUUCAACAUGUUUUUCAAGCACUGUAGGGAACAGUAACAGUAGCAGCAUCAGCAGCAACAGCUUUAAUAAUUCCUCCGUUACCCUAAGAUUAGGUAGUGUAGAAAGAGAGACGUUAGCUCCUCUCAUAGCUAGUGAUGGAGAGGAAAAAAUUAGUACUAAUCGAACUGACACGGUUGCUCAAUUGUUACAUGAAAAUUCACCUACUCCUACAUCAUCACAGUCUGUUAUCAACAAUACAGAUGAUUCAUCAGUGCAAGGCCUUUUAGAGGCUUCCAUGGAUUUCGGUGAUGACAGUGUCUCCUCUCCAGCGUACUCUCACAUUUCUGCUUCCUCUACACGACCGCCAAGUGCUGCUCCCAUGGAUGUUGACUUUGAUUCAGCAAUGGACACUAAUGAUUUCGCUCCUUUAACUCCUGGAGGUGCACUAACGCCACUAGGCCUUCAGCUUAGUGAUGGAGGCUCUAUAAACACACCACCACCACCCCCACCUCCACCGCCACCACCUCCGCCAGCCAACCACUCUACCAAUACCACCUCCAGUAUUCCAAUUGGAAGUGUAUUAAUAUCUGCUAUGGGUCAAGCAGUCACCAAUCCAACACAUAUUGUAACAACACGACAGAACAUUGUUCCACAAACACCCACUCAUUCCUUGGUGUCAAGUGAAACUAUGGUCCAUUUACAAAAGCGUAUAGAGGACCUUCAGAGAGAACUUCAUCAUACACAGAUGCAGCUUCAGCUUCAGCAACAACAGAACAUCAUCAAAGCCCAAGAACAACAGCGUAAAAACAUGACUGACAAUAAAAUCAGCCAAAAACUCAUUUUGCAACAGCACAUUCACAACAAAAAGCAACAGCAACAGCAGCAACAGUUACAGAGCCAUAUACAACAGUUACAUCAGUUGCAGACAUUACAGCAACAGCAGCAGCAGUUAUUACAACAAGGUGUUCAACCUGAAUUGUGCAAAGACAGAAUCCUUGAAAAUGGUUUAGAGCCUUCAGACAACUUGCAACAGCAGCUGGAUCACAGUCAGCAACCACAGGACUCUCUUGAGGAAGUAACAGUCAAGGUUGAAAAUGGUUGGGAACAGCUCCUUAAUUCCCCCAACCCACACAUACCCCUGCAACCAAAGAAUCACCAGUCAGGAACAGUUUCUUCACAAAACGGUGUUACUAUUAAUGCACAUCAAAGAACUGCUUCUCUUCCAAACUUCUCCGGAUUGAUCGUCACCAAUAGUUGUGACACAAAUAGUGUCAACAACAACAACAACAACAAUAUUAAUAAUAACAAUAACAACAACAACAACAAUAAUAAUAACAAUAAUAAUAAUGUUAACAGAGUUACGACCGAACCUCAGUUUGUCAUAAAACCACCACCAAACUACGAUGAAGCUACAAAACAAUUAAAGGGGACAGCAAUCCCAAAUAAAACUUCUCACCACCAGCAAAAUCGAAAAAUAUCUGUGAAGAGUCAAGCAGUAGAUGAUGUCUUAGAAAUCUUGAUUAAGAAUGGAGAACUUCCCCCCAGUGCUGCCCAAGAUCCUCAUACUCCUACCACUCCGAAAUGUAGCCGCAAUGGGCCAAUCUUCAACACAUCAUCUGUAGCUUCAUCACCAGUUUAUACCACCACUUCAACUCUUCAGAACAUAUUCAGUAACUCAUCAGCUGCACUGCCUGUUAUAUUUACAACCUCGUCAGCACCAAUAGCUGCAGUGUAUACUACUACCAUUCCCACAACGGGUGAGACUGCAGUUCCACCUCCACCCCCUCCACCACCACCACCACCGCAACAUUCUAGUCAUCGCACUACUUCAAUAACAACGUCCACUACAGUUCCCGUAGUACCACCCGUCUUAAGCAUCGCCAAUUCAUGCCCGUCACCUACAGGAAGCAGUAGUCUAAACUCUCACUCUUUAUUUGCUGACCUUGUUAUGGAGGGGUCCAGUCAACCUCCAUUGGAUCUACCCUUAGAUCUGGAUUUACCAGGAUUAGAAGGAAUGGAAUUGGGUGCACUAGAACAUAGUUUAGAACCCAAUAAUAUACCUCCAGAACUUAUGAUCUCACAGAGGACAGAGGAGCCUUUUAUCACUGUUGACCCACCGAUAGAUGUUAAGAUGGAGGUGAAUGAUGAUGUAGAUGUGGCAUCAUGGCUUGAUUCUCUGGUUCCUCCAACAAGUAGUUCAUCACUGACACCUGGGUCAUCAUCUUUUGCAGCACCGUGGCCACCCAGCCAGUCAGUGUCAUCAUCAGACAAUAAUAGUGACAGUGGUAUGGGAAGCAGUUAUAACAGUGGCAGCAGUAGUAGCUGCAGUAACAGAGGAAGUGACCAUAGUAGCUGCAGUACCAGUAGUUCUAGUAGUAGCAGUAGCAGCAGUAGCAUCAGCAAUGGUGUGAGAAGUGGUUUAAAUGUGCAUCAAAGUGACCCACUGCUCUCUAAUAAUCAGGAUCAGUUGGACCUUUUUAAUCUAGAGGAAAUGGACCUCAAGGCCCAUGAUGUAACGUCGGGGCUUUCAUGGGACCGCAUUGAUUUUACUGCAUGAGUGUAGUGCUAGCACCCGUUUAUUUAGCCAGUCACCACCAUAUUCUCUGGUCCAAGUAUAUUCAGCUUAGGACCAGCAAAUGGCAAGACUUAAAAGUUAAGGAGGGACCAUAUGGCUGCUGUAGUAGAAUUCAGCCACGACUGGUUAGCGUGUAUGACAGCUGAAGUGCUACUGCUGAAUAUUUUAGUGAGUGAGUGGCGGCCAUGCCCUAGAUUGGCUGUUAUAGACUUCAGUGUUAAUGUCUGUGAUGACAAAUGAGUGCCUUACAAGUACUCUAACAAAGGACCAUUAAUGACUAUUAGCUAAUGUAAUUAUAAUUAUUAAUAUUUAGGUUGUGUCAGCCAACUCCACAAAUUCCCUUAUAUUCCAUUUUGACUACCUGUCAUGUAGAUCAUGCUCACACAUCAUUACUAUUACUGUACUUGAAGUUUAAUGAAGAGAGUUUAUCAAAGAUUGUAUCUGAAUUUAUCUGAACUUCUUCAUAACUAAUUGGUAUGUAAAACUGUACAUCAUAUAUUUGUAAAUACUGUAAUUCCUUCUUGUAAAAUGGUGCUGUUUUCCACUUGUUUGAGUUUUCACCGAAAUGGGUCAGAUUAUGUGCCCAGUAGCUAAUCCUACUAUUAGUUCAAGUCUCUCACUAUGUAAUAGAUAUAUAUGGUAAGUUUUUGGGAACAAAUCUACCCCUUCCACAAACUUUACUGUGUGCUUGCCUUAGAAUGUGGAUGAUGAUAUUGUUAACAUCUGUGUAUGUAUUUUUUAUCCAUAAGAUGUGUAAUGAAAGGAAAGCAGUUGGUGCCUGUUCUUUGGCCAGAUAUAGGUUUUAAUGGAACAGCAGCAACAAUAAUAGCUGACUUCUCAUAGCCCACUGAAGGCAGGCACACAGUGCAACCAUUCCAUUAUGACCCCCAGCCCGUGGCUGUGUUCUUGGCUGUUCUCAGCUACCCCCAGUCAAGAGCAGUAGUGCUAGCCCUUGUUCAUGAUGUGCAAGUAAGUGUAUCACCCUGGCAUGUGGCGUCCCAGAAUACCUGUCGUCAACCUUUACCCUAGUUUGUGUUGUCCAAAAGCCAGUGAAUUGGGACCCUGGCCAGUGGAGUUGACUACUAUUGCCUCCUUGUCUUGGGUUGGUGGGGUCUUAAGCCAGUGCUCAACACCUGAUUAAUUUGAGUCCAACACUAAGGCCUGUUUUGGCUGUAGCCAAAGCUGUGUUAGUUCAUAAAUUUUAAGAAAUUUCUUCUCUCAUGAAAGCCUGUGCUUACAAUCUUCAUUGAUUGUGUCAAGUCAUAUCAUAGACCCCAACCCAUGGUGUCCAGACAUUGCCAUGUUUGUGACUGUGGUUCUUGCAUUGAAAAAAAUUAAUAGCUUUUUAUCCCUGGCAUUUGGUGUUGAGAGUUGUUCAGCAUUUGUGACCCUGGCUUGGGUGUGUAUGAAUAUAUUAGUCCAUCGCUCACCUUUUUGUGCCGAUUGUCAAGAAUCUCAGAUUGAGGUAAUAUUUAUUCAUCAAUAUUCAUAUGCUCUGAAUUUUGAACCCCAUGGCAUACAUUUUUCAGCUGUUGCAAAGGUCACUGACAUGUGGUGUGUUGAAAUCAGAGUAGUUACUUGUUACAGGUACUAGAAUGCCUCAUUGUUGAGUAUAAGACCUCAGUGUACCCCCUGGCUAAUGGUGUCCAAUGCUAGCCUUUUCAACUCCUUAGAUCAAGGCAGCCCACUCCUAUAUUUUCAACUCUUGAAGGUAACGAUUGAUGCCAGCAAAUGAUGUCUAGUGACCCAAGAUGAUGUCACUACAUAGCCUGUACAAUUGAUGUUAAUGAUUUGACAUGUCAGCUGUAAGUUGUCUUUUAAUGACUCAGACGAAAGCUUACAACAUACCACACUUGUGGUACUAUCAAGAUUGUUUCUUUCUUUUUUUUUUUUACAAAUGCUUCUUGCUCUUUAAUAACAAUAUUGUGAGUAGACAAAACCUAUAGAACAAGCAGAUGCUACAUAUCAACUUUGGCCUAGUUGAUGUGAGUGACAUGCUAUGUUGUAUGGGUUGACUUGGCUUUGGCGCUUUUGCUUGGUCUGCAAUGUAGUACAGUAGUCUACAUUUCAGCCAAGGUACACCAGACUUGCAAACACAUGCAACCAAGUAUAUGUCAUUAAGUAAACUUGCUCAGCUGUCAUACAUACAUGAUAUUUAAAACUUAAUCUUCCAAGUCGGGUAAAAUAUGUAUGUUUAGAAACCUUCAUGUGUGCCAAGUUUUAGAGCAGUUAAAUGACAUUCUCAAGUUUUAAUUUUUCAGUGAAAGGGCACAAAAUUCCAUGUCAUCAUAUUUAGGUAUUAACAUUUUGUGUAUCUUCUAAAAAAAAAAAAAUGUACAUAGACAAGAAAUACAGUAUACUUUUGGUGCAAUGUGUUAGUUAGGAAGACCAAAUUGGUGUAUCCUAAGAAUUUUGAUUCCUGUAAUUCAUAUUCCAUCAUAAACUAAAUAAAGUAUUGUCAUGUAUAUUCUAAGUAUAUUGAGGAUCAGUAACUUGUGGGCUAGUCUGGUCCUUGGUAGCUCUUGUACAGAUUCUUGCAUUGCAAAUAAUUUUUGGGCAUUUUUCAUUUACAUAAAAAUUUGCGUCAUAUUUCUUGCCAUGCAGUGGAAGUAAAUAUGUAAUGCUUGCAUCAAUUGGAUACUGCAAAAAUAUGACUCAAUACUUGUGGUACCAACAUUAUACUAUUUAUGUCUGCUCCUGUGCUCAACAAGUAAAAAAAGCUCUGCUGGGGCCUUGUUCUUAUUGUGCCAAACCAAUAUACGCAAUUACCGCAGUUAGCCACAUUCCACUAAUACACCUGCAAUUCUGGCUGCAGCAGUAACCAAGGUGAUUUCUGUUCAGUUAUUUUUAGGUAAUUUUUUUCUGAUUUUUAUUAAUUCAAGUUAUUUGAUGAAACCAUAUAUUUUGUUCCAUAAAUACUGUAUGUCAGUUUUCCAUGUGCACAAGUCAAUAUGACUUCAUCAUACUACAGUAGUUUAAGAAUAUAAUCUGCUUUUUUGAUUGAGUACUGUACAGUUUUUUUGACACCAUAUAUACAAUUCAUUUUUAAUCGGAUGGAGAUGUAUACGUAACUACAGUCAUAGAUGAGUUAAAUGAAUCGAAUAGUGAGAUUUGGCCUGUUGUAAUAUCAAAAAGUGUUUUUAAUGUACUAAUGCUAUAGUGAAAUUGUAUAAAACUGAUGUCUAGCCUUUCAUCCAGCUUCCAUUAUGAUUUGGUCCAAGGCUAGCUUUAGUGUUGUAAAUCAAGUAAGUUACUUUUAAUCAAGAUAUAAUUUCAUAUUUUAAACAUUAUUUGUACUGUAGCUUUAUUAUGAUUUAUAUUUCAGAUAAAGAUACUUAUUUUAAUACUGGAAAAAAAUUUACGAUUCCGCAUAUUCAUGUGUACAUCAAAGAAUUUGAUACCAGUUAUUACAGGGAGCAGAAAAUGGGUAAAUUUUUACAGUAAGUUUUAAUGAAAACUGGCAGUCAAUUGCAGUAUUUAACAUAAUUGGAUUAGCUCAAUAUCAAAGUACUACAUAUUAAUGUUUGACAAUUGGCAAAACAAAAAAAUAACCUUCAUUUAGAAAUUAAUGUAUCCAGCUACUAGAACAAUUUAUUUAGUUUUAUCAGGUUUUUUCACCAUUUCCCCUAAUGUGUAUUAUUUACAGGUUUUCAUUAUUACUUCCAUAAUUGGUUUACAUAUUCAGUCUAUUCUAUUAAAAAAUGAUUUUAUUGCACUUAUAACAGUAGCAGUGCUUGAUCAUAUAUCAUUUAUGGUUUUGUUUUCAUGGGGCUUUGUUAUCAAUCCUCACUUGCCAGUGAUAAUUGAUAGCAUUUGAACAUUUCAUUACCAAAAAAAAUUGAAUUUGUAGUAUGUACUUAAAAAGCUUUCAUAUAAACCUUAGAAAAUUUGUGUGUAUGCAUUUUUUUGGGGGGUAUGAAAAGGUGGUGUGAGAAAAUUAUACAUUAGAAGUAUUCUGGUAUUGGUCACACAUCUAAGUAAAUGUAUCCCUUUAGAGAAGGAACUUGAAAUGUUUAUGGGAGGCUAACAUUGAUUAUGUAUGCACUUGGAACUGCUAAGCAUGAGAAUGCAGGGCAAUUAACUGUGCUUCCUUUUAUGCGUAGGCUCUUUUAUUUUAUUUUUUUUCCUCCAAGUAUUUGCUGCAGCCGCAUUAAUGGUGAAUAGUGUUCGUGGUACUCACAACUUGAGUCACUUAACAAAGCUUUACUACCCUGUGUAUUUGGAAAAUUGUUAAAAAUUAAUGGAUUACACUUGUCAGGUGGAUUAAAUUAAUAAAUGGCACUUGGUAAA